UGACCCCUGAGAGCGACUAAACCACGUUUGAAAUAUGAUGUUUUCAACCUGACACAGAGAUGAUGAUCUCGGUUGUAUUCAGAAAAAGCACCCUUCCAUUCCAGAAGGUGUGGCAGUGGGCAGGUCCUUCACAAAGAUGCUGGACGUCAGCCCUGAGCCCGAAGCUGCCGUUUUCCGGAAGGGACUGUGGACGCGCAAGACCUCCCGCUGUCCUCAGUUUUGUGAGGACCGCUCUCCUCCAGAGGAACCAAACGAGUGCGGCUCCAUUUUCACUGAGAAUCAACAGUUCCACUCCUCCCCCGUGAGGCCGAAGAAGCGACUGCAGCUUGAACCUCCCAGGGAGCUGGAUCUGUUGCGCUACGACAUGAAGGACCUGUGGAAAAGUCCCAAGCCAGCCCUGUACCUGUCAUUUGCGGGACUGAUCCCCUUCGCCGCCCCCACUCUGCUCAUGGCUGUGACUGAGAACUACUACCCGGACUUGGCCUACGCUCAGUUAGCUUACGGAGCCUCCAUCCUCUCCUUUCUGGGUGGAGCCCGCUGGGGAUUUGCUCUUCCCGAGAGCAGCCCGGCCAAACCCGACUGGAUGAAUCUGGCCAACAGUGUCGUUCCCUCCCUGCUGGCCUGGGUGUCCAUGCUGAUGAGCGACAGCACUCGCAUGGCCACCGUCAUGGUUGUUAUGGGGCUGGGAAUCUCGCUGCAUUACGAUCUGUCUCUGCUGCCCACUUACCCCAGCUGGUUCAAAGCCCUUCGCGCCAUCCUGACCAUCGUGGCCUUUUUUUCUUUCAUCGGUACACUCGCAGUUAGUGGAAUAUAUCCAGAAAAGAAGCUAUUUCCAGGUUAAAUAGUGUAUGUAUACAAUUAAUAAAGCCACAUUGUUUUUAUGUUUUUUUUUGCUUUGGUAUUAUUAGACUUCUCUUCCUCUUCUGUCUUAGUCACACGUCUGACUGGUCAUGUUUUGUUUUUAUAGAUCCUAGCAAUGGCUGGCUUCUGUAAAGGUGGAACAGGAAGCAAUGACGGGAGACUCCUGUUGCCUCAUCUGGGCCUCACUUUGAAUCACUGUAUGUUAGUGGUCCAUCUUUAAGAUGAUUAUGAUGAAAUACUUUAGUGAAAUGAUUUGAUGCAACUGCUGAGUUGCUAGAAUCAGAAUUAUGAAUGCCACGCAUCAGAAGAACCAAACUAAACUGAAAAUUGGGGAUUUCUUGCUCAAUGAAUAUUAAAUAAAUGCUAGUUAUUCAA
Pseudoliparis swirei is the source of this 1236-nucleotide messenger RNA. RefSeq names its product transmembrane protein 69-like. Bases 137 to 841 code for a protein of 234 amino acids. NCBI's taxonomy places the organism in Eukaryota, Metazoa, Chordata, Actinopteri, Perciformes, Liparidae. The transcript is spliced from 3 exons. The record is from RefSeq and is a predicted model, not a curated record.